Messenger RNA from Olea europaea var. sylvestris, 366 nucleotides. RefSeq lists its product as uncharacterized. Gene Ontology annotation, biological process: vesicle fusion. Gene Ontology annotation, molecular function: SNARE binding; SNAP receptor activity. The transcript is spliced from 4 exons. Bases 1 to 366 code for a protein of 121 amino acids. NCBI's taxonomy places the organism in Eukaryota, Viridiplantae, Streptophyta, Magnoliopsida, Lamiales, Oleaceae. Gene Ontology annotation, cellular component: endoplasmic reticulum membrane; late endosome membrane; ER to Golgi transport vesicle membrane. The record is from RefSeq and is a predicted model, not a curated record.
AUGUACUAUGAAUUUUUUAUUGCUUUGAUGCCUGAUUUUAAGUUUCGUAGAUGGCCGGUUACUCUUGUUUCACUCAACUUUCAAAGUUUUGGGAAAGGGCUUAAAGAAGGGAGCCAAGCACACUGUUACACAAGAAUUGAUGUUAGCGCAGAUGUGAUCAAGGUGGUUGCGAAGACUGCAAGAAGAAUUGGAACAAUGUUAAAGAGAGCUCAAAGAAAAGCUCUGGAUGUCCUCAACACUUUGGGGCUAUCAAACUCUGUAAUGCGGCUCAUUGAGAAGCGAAAUCAUGUCGACUGGUGGAUUAAAUAUGCAGGCAUGGUUCUCACUAUCAUUGUACUUAUUGUCUUUUGGAGGUGGACAACAUGA